GCCACAGCCAGCUGUACAUAGGUCAUUGAGAAGCUAGCUAGAUACAGCGAUAUUACAGGGUAGUAGACAUAGAGCCAUAAGAAAGAGCAAAGUGCCUUAUUUCCCUGCUCGGUGAACCCCUUCAGUCUGAACACAAGAAGAUGGCUGAUAAAGUGGCUGACUUUCCCAGUGGCCCGCUGGAUAUCUACAGGAACAAAGCCUCUUUCAACUGGAAGGAAAUGCUCUGCUUCUUAGACGGAGAGGAAAUCAUUGCAUUCAAGCAACAAGUGUUCAAGGCACUUGAGAAUGACCCUCUGUUUGCACGUCGGCCCGGCGAAGACGUCCCUCUCGAGAAAAUGAGAGAGCUGACCUUCCUCAGGGCAAAGCAGCUCUUCCGCUAUGACUUCCUGACAAAAGAAGAGGUGAUGGCUAACCCCUGGAUGUCUAUAACGCUCAGUGAUUGCCUGGGCAUGUACGACUGGGCCUUGGGGGCCAAGUACUUUCUCAACAAAGGGAUGUUUGGAGCGACUAUUGCCAACUCCGGAUCAGCGAGACACAGCAAAUACGUUGAAAACACUGAAGACAUGAGGACGUUUGGAUGCUUUGGACUGACUGAGCUGAGCCACGGCAGCAACACCAGAGCCAUGAGGACCACAGCAACAUAUGACCCCUCCACCCAGGAGUUUGUGAUCAACUCUCCGGACUUUGAGGCUGCCAAGUUCUGGGUGGGGAACAUGGGUAAGACUGCAACCCACGCUGUGGUGUUCGCUCAGCUCUACACGCCUGACCAGGUGUGCCACGGUCUGCACUCCUUCGUUGUGGCGUUGAGAGAUCCCAAGACCCUGCUAGCUCUGCCUGGUGUGCUGGUUGGAGACAUGGGCAAGAAGCUGGGCCAGAAUGGACUGGAUAAUGGGUUUGCUUUGUUCCAUAAUGUGAGGAUCCCUCGGGAGAAUCUGCUGAAUAAGACGGGAGAUGUUACUCCUGAUGGUCGCUACGUUACACCAUUUAAGGACCCCAACAAGCGUUUCGGGGAGUCUCUGGGUGCCCUGUCAGGUGGCAGGGUGUCCAUCACCAGGAUGGCUUUGGUCAACCUGAAGCUUGCUCUGACUAUCGCCACCCGCUUCUCAGCCACCAGGAGACAGUUUGGACCCAAAAACACAGAGGAGAUUCCUGUUUUGGAGUACCAGUUACAGCAAUGGCGUCUGAUUCCGUACCUGGCAGCAGCGUAUGCUCUUGAACACUUCUCCAAAUCCAUCUUCAUGAACUUUGUUGAGUUCCAGAUUGGACAGAUGAUGAGGGAGAAGAGCGACAGACAAGCAGAGAUGGGCAGGGAGAUCCAUGCUAUAGGCUGCUCCAGUAAACCGCUGGGCUCAUGGAUUGCUCAGAGAGGGAUUCAGGAGUGUAGGGAGGCCUGCGGUGGACAUGGAUAUCUGGCCAUGAACCGGCUGGGUGAUCUGCGUAAUGACAAUGACCCAAACUGCACAUAUGAAGGAGACAACAACGUCUUGCUGCAACAGACCAGCAACUAUCUGCUCAGCUGGCUCCAUGCUAAACACCGUGAUGGUGUGCGCAUUGAGUCUCCUCUUCACACUGUGGAUUUCCUGGAUGAUUCCCACAAGAUCCUGGAAAGCAGGUUCACAGCAAGAACGAUGGAGGAGUGUAUGGACUCUGCAGUGCCACUGGCAGCCUAUAAGUGGCUGGUGUGUUUCCUGCUGGAAGAGAGCCAGAAGAGGCUGGAGCAGGAGAUGGCCUCGGGAAAGGAGGAGUUUGAGGCCCGUAACAACAGCCAGGUCUACUACUGUCGCUCCCUGGCCAUGGCCUACAUAGAACACAACUGCCUCCAGAGGUUUCAUGAGCUGACUACUGAUACGGACACACCAGCUGGUCUCAGACCUGUACUAAGCAAGCUGUGUGCCCUGUAUGGGCUGUGGAGCCUCAGCAACCACAUGGCCACACUCUACCAGGGUAAUUACUUGAGUGGAAGGAAGCCCACAGACUUGGUCCAGAUGGCCAUUAUCACUCUCUGCUCCCAGCUGAAGGAUGAUGCAGUAGCAUUGGUGGAUGUUUUGGCACCUACUGAUUUCAUUCUCAACUCACCUAUUGGCAACGCUGAUGGACAGCUUUACAAGAACCUGUGGUCGACAGUGAUGCAGGGCAGCCAGGUGCUGGAACGGCCUUCCUGGUGGAAAGAGUUCUGCUCAGACAAGCCGGUGGUCGGAUCCCUCCGUCCAAAACUCUAGAACCCACUCAACAACCUCACUUUACCACAUUCUAAGUGCAAUCUAGAAUAUAAUGUCCAUACACCAUACACCCAGAUUGUAAAAGGUGGAAUUUCAGUGUCUUUUUUUUAAUUUUCUUUUAUUAUAAAGCAGUUCAAGGUCCUAUAUAAAUACUGUUGAAGUAUCAAAACACUCAAUCCACAGAGAAAUGCACAAUUCAGAAACUGUAUAUACACAAGUAUACAGACGAACAGUAUGAGAAAAAUAUGUUGUUUGAACAUUAAAGCAUUUACAAGUAUGAACCAGAAAAGGAGCAUAAUAUGGGACCUUUCAAAAACCUUCUUGCAAAUGUCAACAUUGUUCCAUUAGAGGCUAAAUGAUGUGCUCCUUAUUCUUCAACACGGUCUGGCCUGAGCUUGUAAGCUAAAAAGAAAGACCCAAAGUCUUCCAGAUGUCCUCAGGCUUCCGUGUUCUUUUCUUCGUCCUUUCAGUAAUUACAUAAUAUUAAUAAUACAUUUUAAAAUCAUUUGGCAUAUUUUAUGUCACUAAUAGAAAGGAUGACUUUUUGAAUUUCAGUUUGCCUUUAAAUAAUAAAUUUUUUUGGUAUUUCACCACUCAUGUAAAUGCAAUAAUAACCAUUAUAAUUUUAGUUAAAAUUAUAUUUUUAUAAUAACUUUCUGGAUAUCAGGUUUAAUGAAAACCUUUGAGUGUCACAUUAAUUCAAUGACUGACCAUCACUAUCAGCUGUUCUAUAACAUGCAAACUCUGAUUAUGUGAAUUAUACAUGUGAACAGUGUAGUAAUGUAAUUUUAAAAUAGCAUGAUUCCAGUGCAGUUAUGUUUCAGUUAUAUUUUAAAAUUGUCAUUAUGGCCAUACCAAGGAUCAUUAAAAGUGAAUACCAACCAAGGGCUUCUAGGUAACACAAUGUAACUUUAAAGUGUUAACAUAACUAUCUUUAGUAUAUAUGGUAAAUGAGUCAGUGUGAAUUUUAGCUGUUAUAAUGAUUAGAAAUAAGCCUGUAGUUGUAUAUAACAUAUAUAUUUUUAUAUAUAAUAUUCAAGUUUUAGAGAAGGUGUAAGAUCUGAAGUUGUAGAAACACAUUUACGAAACUCAAAUCUAGUGUUAUUAAGUGUUACACUUAUAGUUCAGAGUUUCAGACUGAUUGCUUCUUUGAUUGCGUAUUGAAAAGCAUUUCUCUGUUGUAUUGGCUGCAAUAUUUCACCGUUCACAUAAUUUGUGCACACAUGUUAUUUACACAUUCUCAAUUUUGUUUCCAUACAGCCUUUAUGUACAGGUUUACAAAGUUAAGUUAUAUACAACCACAGGCUUUCUGUGUUUUUUUUUUCUGAACACAUUGACACAUUGACAUGCAACAAUCAGAAUGACCCUUACUGGAGCCUAUAUAAUUGUCUCAACAAGCAACCUCAUAAUUAGAUUUUUUUUUAGAUUUAUUGUAUUUCAUAGUUGAAUGAUGUGAAAUGUAUCUUAUGGGAUGUAAUAUUCUAAUAAAUGUGAAAAUUGCGUGGAUUUUAAGUUUUACAUGACCCUGUAAAGAAUGAUCACAUUUCUUGUAAACACAAUACAAAUAAAUACAUUUUCCGUACAACCGAAAA
Molecule: messenger RNA, 3811 nt
Organism: Perca flavescens (yellow perch)
Lineage: Eukaryota; Metazoa; Chordata; Actinopteri; Perciformes; Percidae
Product: peroxisomal acyl-coenzyme A oxidase 3-like
Exons: 19
Coding region: 141-2219 (692 amino acids)
Biological process (GO): fatty acid beta-oxidation using acyl-CoA oxidase; lipid homeostasis
Cellular component (GO): peroxisome
Molecular function (GO): FAD binding; pristanoyl-CoA oxidase activity; fatty acid binding
Source: RefSeq, a predicted model, not a curated record